CUCACUUCUUCCUUCAGUCGUUCAUUACCAUUGUCUGUUGAGGCUGGCUCUCAACUUCGAUUCCUUUUAAGUUUGUCUCUAUAUUAUCCAUAAAUAUAUACAUACCUGUUUCUUCCUGUCAAGAUGCGUUUCCUCUACGGUCUUUUCCCAUUCGUUGCUGCCAUCACUGGCGCUGUUGCAACCAGCGACGCCGAUGAAUGGUGGUUUGGCGACAGUCUGUUCUAUCUGGGCCCUCCCAGCUCAGGCAUCAACAUCACCAAAGCCACCUACUCCAUUUUGCCCCCCAGCGUGCCUUGCGGAUACACCGUGUCUAACCCCGAUGAUGAGAUCUGGGUUGCCGUCUGGGUCGGUGCCUCCUCCACGGCUGGCAGCGACUACGCAAACCUCUACCAGCCCGUUUUCGACUGGUCUCCCAACCAGGAAUCCCAGGGCUGCCCUGCCUCCGAAACUGAAUGGUGUGUUGCGGCGAGCACUUAUACUCCAUCUGGCCAAAUCGGACAGCCCUACGUGACGGUUCCCCAGGGCACCACAGUCGAUUUUGAGAUUGCUGUCGUCGGCGACAACGUUGUGCAGACUGUCACCAUGGGUGGAAAGGUGAUUUCCAACCAGACAGAAGCUCUCGACAGUGGCCUCCAGUACUUGUACUCUAGCAAUGAAUGCUACACUGGCUCUGGCAGUUGCGGAACCAUCGAUGGCUACACUAUCUCUAAUCUCACGGUCACUCUGAGCUCCGCUGACGAGAAGUUCGCCUCCGUCAUGGGGCUGUACGAUGUGACCGCCUCGUCCUUCACCAGCGCCGACGGUGGCAUUACCUGGCACGCCGACUACAUUAACACCACUGUCGUUGACUUUGAUGAUUCUGCAGAGGUGAGCCAGUGAGCAUAUAGUCCUUAGGGGCUCGUCUUGUACAGCGCGGCGUGGUCAAUAUUUGCGUGUCUAUAUAUCUUCACGUAUGCAUGUAAAAGAUAAGAUCUAUUCUUUUAUAUAGAAAUAUAGAGAUAACACAAGUAGAUUUUUAAG
Molecule: messenger RNA, 1020 nt
Organism: Penicilliopsis zonata CBS 506.65
Lineage: Eukaryota; Fungi; Ascomycota; Eurotiomycetes; Eurotiales; Aspergillaceae
Exons: 6
Coding region: 124-879 (251 amino acids)
Source: RefSeq, a predicted model, not a curated record